Molecule: messenger RNA, 636 nt
Organism: Nematocida minor
Lineage: Eukaryota; Fungi; Microsporidia
Product: adenylate kinase
Exons: 1
Coding region: 1-636 (211 amino acids)
Biological process (GO): nucleobase-containing compound metabolic process
Cellular component (GO): cytoplasm
Molecular function (GO): ATP binding; AMP kinase activity
Source: RefSeq, a predicted model, not a curated record
AUGGAGUCGUAUAAGAUACUCAUGGUUGGCCCGCCGCUCGCAGGAAAGGGGACGCAGUGCGAGAUAGUUGCAAACAGGUUUGGGCUUAAACACAUUUCAUCUGGAGACAUUCUGCGAGAAGAGAUGAAGAAAGAGACGCCCCUAUCAAAGUAUAUCAGAGACCAGCUGAACUCAGGCCUGUUCGUAAGCGACAGCGUGAUAAGAGACCUAGUGAAUCUUCACAUAAACAAGGUAGAGGGCGGGUUUAUCCUUGACGGAUACCCGAGGACAGUGGAGCAGCUGGACUCCAUUACUUUUUCGUACGAUAAGAUCUUCUAUCUCGACACUCCCAUGGAGUACAUAAUGGACAGGGUGGAGGGGAGAAUGUCGCAUCCCCCGUCAGGCCGUAUAUACCACACGAAGUACAACCCGCCAAAGGUAGAGGGAAAGGAUGACAUAACAGGAGAAGAUCUGGUAAAAAGAGAAGACGACAAGAUUGAGCUCAUCAAAAGGAGAGUGCUGGACUUUAUAGAAAAAACAAGCAAAGUGAUAGAGAGAGCCAUUGAAAUGAACAAACUAGCGAGAAUCGAUGGAGCCCAGCCAAAGGAGAGCAUCACACAGAUGAUUUUUAGCGAAAUUGAGAGAAUAAAGCAGUAG